Mycena citricolor is the source of this 2882-nucleotide messenger RNA. The record is from the annotation of a GenBank genome assembly. Lineage: Eukaryota; Fungi; Basidiomycota; Agaricomycetes; Agaricales; Mycenaceae.
CCGGGAUUUAAGUAUUAUUGAAAGAUACAGGCCACCUCGCGCCGUGAACUUUCGUACUGCCUGGUCGAGGUGUUUGGAUGAAGAAAAAAGUCCCACUGAAGCUACCUCCGGUAUCUCGAGUAUGAAGCUGACGGAGACAAGCUCAGGAUUUGUGCAGGUUUCUUUCAUGCAGCAAGACUGAGAACGUAUUGUUGAGACGGUGACAUCAAUUGCAAUGCCAACAAUCGAAGAAGGUCAAAGCCUCAUAGCACCGCCACAGCUUCAGCAAUUCAUUGUUCUCAUCCUACGCAGACCUAUAAUAGUGUCGCCACGCGCCGAAAACAAAGCUCUCGGCUGCCGGCGCGCCGGUCAACAGGCUUUCCUCUCAUCGUUCGGAGAGUCCCUCACCCGAGUCACCGACCCAGCUCAAUAGGUCGCGACUUAGGAGCACUAUUGAAUCGAUGAGAAAUAGCGAACAAGACCAAAUGGUCUUUCAGCCAACCACGCCGAGAUCGUUCGCUUCCGCCAUGUCGACGAACGCGUCUACCCCUUCAAUUCCUUUCCAACACGCUUCCUUUAUGACUCCUCCGGCCAGCCCUCCUUCUGGGCGAACUGAUAUCACCUUCCCGAGUACCCCCCACAAGUCAGUGACGAGCAGCACAGUCGUCAACAAAGUCGUGGCGGACUUGAAACGGACGAUCAUGGAGGAGUUAACUGGCGCGUGGUUCGAGCACGCAGAAUUUCAUACUCUGCUUGGGGUCAAGGCAGAUGAAUACGACCGAGACCUGCAUGACAAGGCGCAGAACUGGCUCGGUAGCUACGAUGGGUACCGGGAUGGGCGCUGGGUCGCCAUCGCUGCUGUUUCCUCAACCUCCGCUGAGGACCAGCUAUACGAACCGACCAUCCAGGUGUUGAACGACAUCAUCGAAGGACUGGGACACGCCCAGUGCGAUUCGACGGAGGCGGGAACCCGUGCUAAGAAACGCGUGGUUCGCGACACGUCGAAGGACCGGAUGGUUCAUAAAGUCACGAACUCUGAUUUUUACGGUGACGGCGAGGCAGGCUAUAUCAAGACUGCUCCUGACCUCAGUGUGCUGACGGUGGGCCCCGCGGCGGCGAAGGAGGAGACCUUUCUGGGUAGAACGGCUUACAGUCAGGUCGGAACGCCCAUCGAGAUGAAGAAGGGUGUGCAGUUUACGGAGAAGGAGAAGGCGCAGGUCGCUGUCUACGCGAGGGAGGUCUUCGUGCAGCAAGCGAAUCGGUCGUUCGUCUAUGUCCCUCUUAUGACGCAGAAAACCCUGCGCCCUAUCCGCUUCGACCGCUCCGGUGUGCACUACUCGCCGCCCUUCAACUUUCACCGGCAGCCGCUGCUGUUCAUCAAGCUCGUGUCCCUCUUCACCUCACUCGACGAAUCACUCAUGGGCUACGACACGUCGAUCUACUGGAAGGACAACAAGCGCCUGAUGAAGAUGGUGGACGCCCAGGUCCGGGACGAUGCCUGUGGCGCGAACCAACGGUGGUACGGGCCCGCCGCGACAUUAGAGUUCGAGAUUCUCGAUGCGGACAGUGGCCUAGCAACACUCGAUCCCAAGCCUAUGUUCCAUCGCUACACUAUCCGCUCACGGGGGACGGUCUGCUGGCGAGUCCGCAAUCCGCUCACGGAGGAGGAGUUUUUGGUGAAGAAGUAUUGGGCUGCCAUGCAACGAGCGUCUGAAGCCGAAUAUCUGAAGGAUGCCACCGACAUCAAGGGCCUGGGCCAGUUAUAUGCUUACUCAGAGCCAACGAGGAGUACAUUCGAUGACCGCCUAGUUGGUGACGAGGAGAGAGCCGCCCUGGCUGCCCUAGACAUUCUAGACCGCGUCGCGAUCUCCCUUGUGUUGCAUAUGUACGGACCAUCGCUCAACAAGGCCAUGACGGCGCUGGUGCUCCUACGUGCUAUUCGGGACAUUGUGCACGGUCAUCGUGAUCUGCUGCUUAUGAAGAAAAUUCUGCACCGUGAUAUCAGUGGCAACAACUUGCUGCUUUCGUCCAUCAGCGAGCAUGGCGAAGGCGCCCUCAUCGAUCUUGACAUGGCCAAGAGGAUCGUCGACCUGCUGUUGAGCGCCAAGACCAGCGGGGAUGGCACCCGGGCCUUCCAAUCUAUUCGGGUGUUGUGUCAUCCGAACGUUGGUUAUCACGAUCACUUGGACGAUCUCGAAUCCAUGCUCUAUGUUUUGAUUUGGGUCCUCUGUGGGCAUGAUUCGCAAGGCCGUCAGCUGGUCCAGCUACCGCAGCGCUUGAACGAGAUGAUGAAUCCAUUUACUUCGCCCUUCGCACUGGGUGACGUGAAACGUGCGCUCAUCAGUAUUCCUUACGGGCAACUCAUCACUCGGUUCACGGACUCAGCGACGCAGGAGAUUCUCCUCGGGCUGACAACGAUGCUUUACGACGAUGUGUUCAGCAAACGAUUGCGGAUGGUCGAUCUCACCGUCUUCCAGAUGGAGCAGGGCAAGGUUCCGCGGACGAAGCUCUUACACGAAUUUGACCCAGCCGUUGUCAACAAGGAUUACGAUGCGUUCCUGGAGCCUCUGGAGGCUGCUAUCCGCGAGCUGGAGGAGCUUGAAUGCAGGCGUCCCUCAGCCUCAGUCGAAGUUGCGUUGCCUCCAGAUCCGGCACCGCCCACGCAGUCCGCGUUGUUGCCGACUACGUCGUCUCCCAAACGACGGCGCGGACCUUCGGACGGCUCCCGCAAGAGACCCAAGAUUGAUGAAGCCUCCUCUCGCGUCUCAUCGAGGUUAUCCCAUGACUCUGCGAAUGAAACCAUAGCGGACGCUGAGUCGGAGGACGGAUGUUAACCGUAGAUCAUAUAUGUAAGCAGUCGAUACAUAAAAACGACAAUUCUACACACCUGUCUUGAUUUCCGA